Messenger RNA from Lucilia sericata (common green bottle fly), 1460 nucleotides. Its product is annotated as odorant receptor 59a-like. The transcript has 3 exons. The record is from RefSeq and is a predicted model, not a curated record. Gene Ontology annotation, cellular component: plasma membrane. Gene Ontology annotation, biological process: sensory perception of smell; detection of chemical stimulus involved in sensory perception of smell. The coding region runs from base 309 to 1460 and encodes 383 amino acids. NCBI's taxonomy places the organism in Eukaryota, Metazoa, Arthropoda, Insecta, Diptera, Calliphoridae. Gene Ontology annotation, molecular function: olfactory receptor activity; odorant binding.
AGAUAAUCCCUUCCUUUACUGGUCAUAUUUAUGGUAAUUUUUCACCAUUUAUGUGACCAUAGCUUGUAUGUACCGUGUACUCGGUUCGAUAAUCAUUUUAAAUAUAAUCUUUGGUUGCUGUUCGAAACAUCGUCAGUAUUGGCAGGAUAGACAUACCGGCAAUCGUUGGCUUGUAUCCAUUUGGUCAGCAACUCCACAUAAUCAACCACCAUUGGAUUUUACUGAACUAAAAGACGCUAAAUAUUUCAAAGUUUACAGUUUAUUUCUAACAGCCACCAGUAACUGUUACAAACGGAGCGCACCGCCAGAUGAUCACAACAACUUUAAAGGGUAAAUCAUUAUUUCGUGGACAUUUCAUUGGUUGGCGCAUUUUGGGUUUAUAUCCAACGAAAAAAUAUCGUCAACUCUAUAUUGCGUAUUCGUUGUUUGUGAAUAUUACAAUAUCAGUGUGUUAUCCAUUGCAUUUGAUGAUUGGUCUAUUCGAAAGUAACAACAUUUCGGAUGUAAUCGAAAAUUUGGCCAUUAAUCUGACUUGUGUUGUGUGCACCACCAAAGCUCUAGUGAUAUGGCUAAAAUUUCACGAAAUACAAAAUUUAUUCGAUAUUAUAAGAAGGCAGGAUGAGCGUAUAUGUUUGGCCAGAGAUGAAGCCCGCUAUUAUAAAAAUGUCGUUUUUAAGAAUGUACGUUUCGUAUUUAUAAUGUUUCUAAUAUUGUGUGCUGUCGCAGGUUCGUGUGUCGAGUUAUCGACGUUAAUAAAUUGUUUAAUGGGCAGUUGGCGUUUAUUGUACCUCGGCAGUUUUCCCUUUGAUCCAUUUGCCAGCACAAAAUUAUACAUUGUGGCACAUAUUUAUCAACUAGUAGGCGUGUCAUUUCAUAUUUUGCAGAAUAUUGUACACGACACGUAUGCCGCCAUGCAUUUGGCUUUACUAAGUGGCCAGUUGCAUGCUUUAAGUAUGAGGGUCUCAAAACUGGGCAGAGAUAAAAAGAAAAGCAAGGACGAAAAUAAUCGGGAAUUAUUGCUGUGUGUGCAAGAUCAUAAGGAUCUGUUGGAAUAUCGCUGUAAACUAGAAGAGUUUAUAUCUUUCUAUAUGUUUUUGCAAAUAUUUUGUACCACUGUAGUUCUGUGUGUUACCAUUGUUUUUGUGAUUUUAUUUACUACUGAUCCUUUUACCAAGAUGUACUAUUGCUCGUACUUUUUAGCUAUGGCGGGUGAAAUUUUACCCGUUUGUUAUUUUGGCAGUUUGAUGGAGUAUGAAUUUUAUAAUUUAACUUAUGCUUUGUUUACUUCAAAUUGGCUGGAACAGAAUGAUAUAUUUAAGAAAAAUUUUCGAAUUUUUAUCGAGUCCUCUAAUAAGCCAUUGUAUCUUAAUGCCUGGUUUUUUAGUAUAAAUUUAAAAACAUUUUUAUUGAUUUGUAAAAAUUCAUAUUCGUUAUAUGCUCUUAUAUCGACUUUGAAGUAA